CUCGGAGGGGAUCUCCAGCUAUCGAUGAUGUAAACGAUACUCGUGUCCGGACCAACUAAAAAAAAGUCAUGACGAUGUUCUCAACCCGUGAUGCACUUCCGGGAAGAGUUCUAGGUAAGGUAUGUAAUUGGGAGGGAAAAGGUCGAAACCCACGGGGUCAGUCUGCUCUUGAUUGAAAAAGGUGAGAUGCACAUGAGUGGAAACAAUUCUUCUACCGACAUCCACACACCAAGCAAACACCACUACAUAUAUACAUCACCACAGCACCAGAAACAUCUCGCAACAAUGGCAUCAAUACUAGGUCGAGGAUCGACUGUCAUGAUGCGAGGAUCUGUACAGACAAAGAAACAAAUACCUAGGGUCGGAGACCUGAGGGUACCACGUCUACAACAACUACAACACGCACCACCCAAAAGGACCUACGCCGAAAAGGCUGCACCUUCUAGGCCAGAAGCACAGCAUCAGAAUAGUAGAUUACCUUUGUACGCCUUGGCGGCCGCCGUUUCCUUUGUCCCAUUUUAUUACAUCUUCCAUUCCAACAAAAGUUUCGGUUCGGAGAAGACAAAAAUUCAACAGGCGAGGAGGGAAAAGGGGACCGAGUACGAGUUUCGAGACCCGAGAGACAGUCCCAUCAAGACGCUAGAGCAACAGAAAAAGGCAGAGGAGAAUAAGACAAAGUGAGGCAUUACACCAGCAAUCACGCAGGCUCACGCUCCAGCCCUAAAUUCAAGUACCAUGCGGACGUGAGUGGACGGGAAAACAAGGAACGAAGAAGGGGAAAUGUUAGGUUGGGUUGAGAGACAAGCCGCAAGCACGAUCGAAGAUCCCAAGAACAGCAAUAGUCAGGAACGUCGGAUAUUUGUACAUACCGGCAUCAUCAUAUUCCAAGGUUGUCAAAAGUCAAUGGAACGUCGUUUCAAAGACUUCAUACACCAGUCGUGGCCAUGACCGUCACAGCAAUCAAAAACCACAUCCCUGAACUCAUAGCAACAAUCGUCGCACUGCUAUCGUUGUCA
Exophiala oligosperma is the source of this 1016-nucleotide messenger RNA. RefSeq lists its product as uncharacterized. The record is from RefSeq and is a predicted model, not a curated record. NCBI's taxonomy places the organism in Eukaryota, Fungi, Ascomycota, Eurotiomycetes, Chaetothyriales, Herpotrichiellaceae. The coding region runs from base 187 to 681 and encodes 164 amino acids. The transcript has 2 exons.